AUGAACCGAGAGUUAAGGGUAACCGAGAGUUACCGGGGAACCGAGAGUUACCGGGGAACCGAGAGUGACGGGGAAACGAGAGUUACCGGGAACCGAGAGUUACGGGGAACUGAGAGUUACCGAGAACCGAGAGUUAAGGGUAACCGAGAGUUACUGGGUAACCGAGAGUUACGGGGAACCGAGAGUUACCGGGAAUCGAGAGUUACCGGGAAUCGAGAGUUGCGGGGAACCGAGAGGAAUCGAGAGUUACAGGGAACCGAGAGAUACCGGGGAACCGACAGUUACAGGGAACCGAGAGUUACUGG
Molecule: messenger RNA, 305 nt
Organism: Pelobates cultripes (western spadefoot toad)
Lineage: Eukaryota; Metazoa; Chordata; Amphibia; Anura; Pelobatidae
Source: the annotation of a GenBank genome assembly